Molecule: messenger RNA, 1479 nt
Organism: Aureobasidium melanogenum CBS 110374
Lineage: Eukaryota; Fungi; Ascomycota; Dothideomycetes; Dothideales; Saccotheciaceae
Product: aldehyde dehydrogenase
Exons: 4
Coding region: 1-1479 (492 amino acids)
Biological process (GO): aldehyde metabolic process
Cellular component (GO): cytoplasm
Molecular function (GO): aldehyde dehydrogenase (NAD+) activity
Source: RefSeq, a predicted model, not a curated record
AUGGCCAGCAGCGAAUCAGGAUAUACGUCUCCAAAAGAGGUCGAGAGCAAGCUCGAAACCUUGCGAGCGACAUUCGCAAGCGGUUGUACCAAGGACCUCCGUUGGCGAAAGUGGCAGCUGAAGCAGCUAUUCUGGCUCGUCCGCGAUAACGAAACAGCUAUCGCCGAUGCCUUGUACAAAGACAUCGGCAAGCAUGAGUUUGAGGCGUUCUUCACUGAGAUUGCCUCUGUCAAAGGGGACAUCCUCGACCAUAUAUCCAAUCUGGAGGAGUGGGCUGCAGAUGAGGUCCCUGAUGCCGGUUUCGCCUUCACCAAGCUGGGUUCUGCGGUCAUUAGGAAAGAACCCUUGGGUGUCGCUCUCAUCAUAGGGCCAUGGAACUUUCCUUUCGCUUUGGUGAUGCAGCCGCUGUGUGCGGCGAUAGCAGCCGGAUGUACCGCCAUGGUCAAACCCUCAGAGCUGUGUCCGACGGUUGCAUCAUUGGUGGAGACUUUGCUGCCUCAAUACCUUGAGAGCAGGGCUUACACUACGGUUACAGGUGGCGCCGAGGAAAUGAGCUUCAUCCUCUCGCUCAAAUACAACCACAUCUUCUUCACUGGAUCCACGCCUGUCGGCAAACAUAUCGCGGCUGCUGCGGCCAAGCAUCUCACCCCCACUGUGCUCGAGCUGGGCGGUCAGGGUCCCACGAUUGUCACAGCCAAUGCCAAUGUCGAUCUCGCUGCGAAACGCAUUGCGUGUUCCAAGUUCCUGAACGCGGGACAAAUUUGCAUCACGACAAACCACGUCUUUGUGGAUCCAUCCAUACACAACGAGUUUGUCGCUCGGCUCAGGGUCUGGAAUGAGACUUUCCAUGGAAAACCAGAGCACGGCAGUCAGAUGGCUAAGAUCGUCAACGAGCGCAACCACGAUAGGUUGACAAACAUGAUUACCAACACUACUGGCGAGGUGAUCUGUGGAAGUACAGGAGACCGCGAGAAACUCACAAUCCCUACGACUAUCAUUGACAAUGUUACUAUGGACGAUGCACUACUCGACUCCGAAAUCUUUGGCCCGUUGCUUCCCAUCAUCGAAAUGGGAUUCCAGGAAGCUGUUGACAAGAUCACAGAAGGACCUCACCCUCUAGCCAUCAACAUUUUCAGCCACAAAAAGUCUGAGAUAGAUUACAUCUUGAAUCAUACCAUUUCAGGCGGUGUAUCGAUCAACGACUGCAUGUUACACGCAGCUGUGCCAAAUGCUGGCUUCGGAGGCGUUGGUGAUUCGGGUAUGGGCGCUUACCAUGGCAAGCUGGGCUUCGAGGCUUUCACGCACAGACGUACGGUUGCGCGUAUGCCAGAUUUCUUAGACAGCGCGAUGAGUUUCCGCUACCCGCCUUUCGAUAUGAAGAACAAGAAGGCUGUUGACGUUGGCACCAGAGUCGGUUUCAAAAGAGGUGAAACACUCCAAGAUCAAAAGAUUGGAGGCGGUUCUGUCGCCUGGUCUUGA